Molecule: messenger RNA, 1326 nt
Organism: Cladophialophora psammophila CBS 110553
Lineage: Eukaryota; Fungi; Ascomycota; Eurotiomycetes; Chaetothyriales; Herpotrichiellaceae
Product: ornithine decarboxylase
Exons: 2
Coding region: 1-1326 (441 amino acids)
Cellular component (GO): cytoplasm
Molecular function (GO): ornithine decarboxylase activity
Source: RefSeq, a predicted model, not a curated record
AUGGCACCUUCUGCCAUCGCUUUUGAAGAAACCAAUACUACAAUUGUGACUGACAACCAAAUCGACAAGAUCGAUUUUGUUGACACCAAUCAUGGCGUUGAAUCCGAUGUGACUGGUUUGGCCUCCAAGGCGCUGAUUCAAAAAGUCCUCAAGGAGCAGAUUGCUCGUAUCAACGUUGAUACUUGUGAGCCUGGCGAAGAAGAUGCGUUCUACGUGGCGGAUCUAGGGGAAGUGUACCGCCAGCAUCUCCGUUGGAAAAUGAACCUGGGCCGUGUUAAGCCGUUCUAUGCGGUCAAAUGCAAUCCGGACAAGGAGGUGCUCCGCCUUCUGGCCAAAUUGGGGACUGGAUUCGAUUGUGCGUCUAGGGCCGAGAUCGACCUGGUGCUGAGGCUUGGCAUUUCUCCCGGCCGCAUCAUCUACGCACAGCCGUGCAAGACUAAGUCAUACUUGCGACAUGCUCGCAAAGUCGGCGUCAGCUUGAUGACCUUUGACAAUACCGAUGAACUCCACAAGAUCAAAGAGUGCUACCCGGACGCCGAACUGGUGCUCCGAAUCUUGACUGAUGACUCAGAAAGUGCAUGCCGGCUCAGCACAAAAUACGGCGCUAGUCUGGAGUACGCGGCCGAACUGCUCGGUCUGGCGAAGAAACUGGACCUGAACCUCGUCGGUGUCAGCUUCCACAUAGGCUCUGGGGCAAGUGACCCAAAUUCUUUCGGAAAGGCGGUCAAAGACGCGCGACAUGUGUUCGAUCAAGCAGCCCUGCUCGGAUUCGACCUGAAGUUGUUGGACGUUGGGGGAGGGUUUAUCGAUGAGACGUUUGAGACUUUUGCAGGAAAUCUGAAUGAAGCUCUCGAGGAGCAAUUCCCCGCCAACGUCCGGGUGAUUGGCGAGCCUGGCCGCUAUUAUGCCUCCAAUGCGUUCACACUCGCCACGAACGUCAUUGCGAGACGUGAAGUCGCGGUCAAUCACGAAGGCGAAAAGGGUUACAUGCUCUACCUUAACGACGGUGUCUACGGCAACUUCUCCAACAUCAUCUUCGACCACCAGCACCCUAUUCCCCAAGUUCUUUCCGCCGCGGUGCCCCCCGAUGGCCACCAGGAGCAGCUGAUCGAGUACUCGAUCUGGGGCCCCACCUGCGACGGAAUUGAUGUCAUCACCGACCGCUACUUCUUACCCGGCGUGGUCGAGAUCGGCGACUGGUUGUUCUUCGAGAACAUGGGCGCGUACACCAAGUGCUCGGCGACAAAGUUCAAUGGGUUCAGCGAUGUCCACGAGGUCAUUUACAUUUCCAGCGAGCCUGGUGCGUCGGCCUUGCUUGGCUAUUGA